Molecule: messenger RNA, 868 nt
Organism: Lingula anatina
Lineage: Eukaryota; Metazoa; Brachiopoda; Lingulata; Lingulida; Lingulidae
Product: L-fucose dehydrogenase
Biological process (GO): steroid catabolic process
Cellular component (GO): cytosol
Molecular function (GO): estradiol 17-beta-dehydrogenase [NAD(P)+] activity
Source: RefSeq, a predicted model, not a curated record
AUACAUGUGUAGAACGUACAGCACGGUUGGUAAACCGCAAAAUGGCUCUAAGGUACAAAGACAAAGUUACGAUAGUAACCGGCGGAUCAAAAGGCAUCGGAAAAGGCUGCGUAGAAGUUUUUGUGAGGCAUGGAGCAAAGGUUGUUUUCUGUGCAAGAGGAGAAAAAGAUGGAAAAGCAGUUGAGGCUGAAGUGAAUGCCAAGGGACCUGGAGAGGCAACAUUUAUUCCUUGUGAUGUCACAAAAGAAGACCAAAUCAUGAAUGUGAUUGACCAGACUGUUAAAAAAUAUGGAAGGAUAGAUUGUCUGAUCAACAAUGCUGGCAGACAUCCACCAUUUCAUCCAAUUGAUGAUUUUAGUGCAGAAGAUUUCAGACAACUUUUGAAUAUGAAUCUGGUUAACUACUUUUUGUUUGCUAAGUACUCUUUACCUCAUCUGCGAAAAACUCAAGGCAAUAUUAUUAAUGACUCAAGCCUUGUAGGACAGAUUGGGCAGCUGGAGGCAGUGACUUAUGUUUCCACCAAGGGUGCAAUAACUGCAAUGACCAAAGCCUUAGCAAUUGAUGAAGCCAAGUAUAAUGUCAGAGUAAACAGCAUUGCUCCAGGCAAUAUCUGGACUCCCAUGUGGGCUGAGGGGGCUGAAUCUACUGAGAAUGCCGAGGCCACAGUUAAAGCUGGAGAGAACUGUCAGUUGCUGGGGCGUAUGGGCACCAUAGAAGAGAGUGGACUUGCCUGCCUGUACUUGGCAGCAGAUGCAACCUUCUGUACUGGCAUAGAACUCAACCUUUCAGGAGGGGCUGAGCUCAGCUAUGGAAACAAGUCCAGGAUGUCUGGAAAAGGGGUCUAUGACUAAAACAGGGAGUCUUGAUU